Messenger RNA from Enterobius vermicularis (human pinworm), 2142 nucleotides. NCBI's taxonomy places the organism in Eukaryota, Metazoa, Nematoda, Chromadorea, Rhabditida, Oxyuridae. The record is from the annotation of a GenBank genome assembly.
AUGGCUUUACCUCCUCGUUUUCCUGGUAUGAUACCUGCUUAUCCUGCUGUUCCGAUACCACCAAUGGCCCCGAUCAUGCCUUUUGCGAAUCCUUAUUUCGUACCAAAUCCGCUAAUGGCAGCAGCAGCCGUCAACUCUCAGAGAAUGGCUGCUCCUCCAGUACCUCAACCCAAGCCGCCUGAGAAGCCUCCUGUAACAACAGUUUUUGUCGGUAACAUCAAUGAAAAAUGCAACAAUGAACUAAUACGAUCUUUAUUGAAUGAGUGUGGCCCUGUAGCCACGUGGAAGCGCAUUCAGGGGUCCAAUGGUAAAUUUCAAGCGUUUGGAUUUUGUGAAUUUGACAACCCUUAUGGCACGAUGCGGGCUUUGAGGGUUCUGCAUGACUUUCCUUUGGGGGACAAGAAGCUUGUAGUAAAAAUUGAUGACAAAACUCGUGCUAUGGUAAAAGAUUAUAUUGCUAAGAAACGUGCAGAGAAAGGUUUGCCUGCUGAAAAACUUGAGGUUGACGACCUUCCUGCUGACGAAGAUAACGCUGCUGAUGACGAAGAAGUUAGGCAGAAGAUCCAAAAAAUGAUCGAGACAGAGGCGCCUAAUCUUUUACCUAUAGAAGGUCGAGAUGGUGAGCUCUCGGAGAAAGGACGGUCGCCCGGCGGGGAAAAAUCAAAGGAUGAAGACAGAUAUAGUUCGUCACGCCGGCGUCAUAGGUCGCGUAGUAGGUCAACAAGUCGUGAUCGAAGGAGGUCUAGAAGACGAAGUCGUAGUGAUAGUGACAGAAGCACGAAGAGGCGCUUGUCGAGGAGUAGCAGUGUAUCAAGUCAUUCUAGUAGUUCAUCUUCUACAACUAGUACGUCGUCAGAUGAUUCUGACAGCGCUGGAAAUAAAGCAUUUAGAUCUAGGUCUCCCAGCAGAGACAGGGACUCUGAAGAUAGCGACGAACAAAGAUUUAGACGUGCUAUGAAAAAGCAGAUUCGUGAGAAGGAGGCUGCUUACGCUGCUCGUUUCCGUAAGUGGGAAGCUCGAGAGAGGAGGCAGGCGAAAUUGUAUGAAAAAAAUGAGCAAAGAGAAAAACAGAGAAAACGGGAUUUAUUGAAGGAAGCAAAAAAAUUGAAGCAUUUUUUGGAAGACUAUGAUGAUGAAAGAAUGGAUCAGAAGUACUAUAAGAGUUCUUCACUUUUCCAGAGGAGACGUGAUUUUGAAAGAGAACGUGAAGCAGAUGCAAAAGAUAGGCAGAAAGAGCAACAAGAGAUAGAAGAAUUGAAGAAGCAAAUUUUGGCUGAAAAUCAAGACAUAGAAAAUGCUGAAGAAGAGGCUAGACGACGACAUAGAGAACAAGAGGAGGCGCUUUUAAGAAAAAUGCGAGCAGACUCAGGUAGCCCCAACCCUCAUCUUAAAUUGGGUCAGAAACCCUUCCCGACUAAUACUGAACCAGAAGAAGAAGAAGAAGAGAGCGACGAGUCGGAGAGUGAGUCUGAAACUGAGCAAAGUGUGGAGGAUGCUGAACGAGAGACGAAAAACACUACGGAGAAGCAGAGCAGUUGGAAAGCUGUUACUUCAGAGGGCACUCCCGGGGCAAAUUCACCAUCUGUUGGCUUGGGUUCUCCUUCUGUGAGGUCAUCUUCUUUGGCAAGCCCGGCGAUAAUGCGCACUACGACAGAUUCUGCUUUGCAGUCAAUUCCCUCUUCAUCGAAAUUAAAUGGAGUCUUUGGUUUUGAUGAUAAUGAGGAGGAUGGUGUAUAUAAGCGGAAGAAAAUGCGACAUUUCGAAAUAACUGAGGAGGACAGGAUUCAAACUAUGACUCCUGAGGAAAGGAAACAGAUGAUCAAAGAAUUGAUAGAUCGGAUUCCGACUGCAAAAGAUGAUCUUUUUGCUUUUCCAAUUGACUGGAAAUACGUGGACAGUGCGCUGGUGGAACAAAGGGUCAAACCAUGGGUUACAAAAAAAAUUACUGAUUACAUUGGCGAGGAGGAGGCAUCGCUAGUUGAUUUCGUUUGUGAGCGAGUGACCGCAAAAACCGAACCGCAGAAAAUUUUGUCAGAUAUUGCUAUGGUUCUGGAUGACGAAGCGGAAGUGUUUGUUGUUAAAAUGUGGAGGCUUUUGAUAUACGAAAGUGAAGCCAGGAAACUUGGGCUUUCGAAGAAAUAA